Parathielavia appendiculata is the source of this 1206-nucleotide messenger RNA. Its product is annotated as UROD/MetE-like protein. The coding region runs from base 1 to 1206 and encodes 401 amino acids. Gene Ontology annotation, molecular function: 5-methyltetrahydropteroyltriglutamate-homocysteine S-methyltransferase activity; zinc ion binding. NCBI's taxonomy places the organism in Eukaryota, Fungi, Ascomycota, Sordariomycetes, Sordariales, Chaetomiaceae. The transcript is spliced from 2 exons. The record is from RefSeq and is a predicted model, not a curated record.
AUGCCUCCAUUCCGCGCCGAGCAUAUGGGCUCCCUCCUGCGGCCGCAGCGCCUGUUGGAGGUCCGGGAGGCCAUCCGCGAGAAGGGGCUGACCCCGGAGGUGGCCGGCCUGCCCGCCGUCGAAGAAGAGUCGGUGGGACAUGUGGUCAAGCUGCAGAAGGCGCUGGGGUUCCGAGCCGUGACCAGUGGCGAGUUCAACCGGACUCGCUUCUGGGGUCUCAUGUGGGACGAGUUCGAGGGCACCCUCCGUCUAAAGGACGCCGACGCCUCGCUGUUCCGACUCUACCACCCCGACGUGGUGUCUCUGAUCGAGAAGGACCGCAAGGUCAUGCCGGGGGACUCGGUCAUCGCGGGGGGGAAGCUGAAGCACAGCCCCGAGAAGUCUCAGUCCAACCUCCACGAGCUUCGCCUGGUGCAGAAGUCUGUGCCCGAGAGCGAGUGGGGAAAUAUCAAACUCACCAUGAUCACGCCGGCGUGGUUUCACAUGCGUUACAAGCAAGGACGCGCCUACACCACGGAGGCGUAUGCGAACGACGCCGAGUACUUCAAGGACGUCGCCAAGGUCUACCAGGCCGAGCUGGACCAGCUCUACAGAGCCGGUCUCAGGAACGUCCAGUUUGACGACCCCGGCCUGGCAUACUUCUGCUCCGACAAGUUCCGUCAGGGGUGGGCCGAGGACCCGGACAACAUCGGCACUGUCGACGACCUGCUCGAUGCGUAUAUCGACCUGUACAACGACUGCAUCAGCAAGCUGCCCGCCGACUUCCACACGGGCGUGCAUCUCUGCCGUGGCAACUUCAUCGGGGGCCGUUUCUUUGCCGAAGGCGGCUACGACGUGAUUGCCCAGAAGCUCUUCACCAGGCUUAAAGUCAACACCUUCUACCUCGAGUACGACACUUCGCGGGCGGGUGGGUUUGAGCCGCUCAAGUUCUUGCCCAAGGACAAGUACGUUGUGAUCGGGGCCAUCUCGACCAAGCUGCGCGAGCUGGAGGACAAGGAGGAGGUGAGAAGGCGGAUAUACCAGGCCGCCGACUUUGUGGCCGAGGGCAGCGGUCAGUCGCGCGAGGAGGCGCUGCAACGCCUUUGUCUCAGCCCGCAGUGUGGCUUCAGCACCCACGAGAGCGGCUACCCGCUGAGCGAGGAUGACCAGAAGUUGAAGCUGGCACUCGUCCGGGAGAUUGCCGAUGAAAUCUGGGGUGAGCCGUAA